Molecule: messenger RNA, 787 nt
Organism: Amorphotheca resinae ATCC 22711
Lineage: Eukaryota; Fungi; Ascomycota; Leotiomycetes; Helotiales; Amorphothecaceae
Exons: 1
Coding region: 153-698 (181 amino acids)
Source: RefSeq, a predicted model, not a curated record
GAGAAGCUUUGAGAGAAGCUUUUGCUUCCCUACACAAGCAUAUACAAGCAUACACAAGCAUACACAAGCAUUUCUCCUUUCUCUUGUCGACGCCUUGUACUUCUCGGCGUGCCUUGGCUGGCGGCGAUGCCAUUGUUCUUCGAACGCAUCGCAUGUCCACGGUUCUCUGCCCACGGUCUGCGCACCACUACUGUUCUCUGCCCACUGUCUGCCCACUGUUCUCUGCCCGGAUCUCCACCCCGUUCUGGGCUGACGGAACUCCCCCGGCAUCAGCCACAUAUUCCCACGGUCCCAACUGCCAGCGCGUGCCGGGAAAGGCAAAAAUACAACACACUUCAUCGAGCAUGUCAAACUCUUUCAGCGGAUUCUUCGCACGUCGUCGACGCCGGCCAAUCAGGGCGCGAGAAUCGUGCACGUUUCUUCCCAUCUCGUUGCCGGUGGCCAGCUCCAGAUGGGGCCCAGGUGGGGAGGCGCAUCGGGCACUAGCAGGGUCUUCACCCGGGCCCUUGACCUCUGCAGGCUUUCUUCCCCCUCGUCCGGCGCGUCCAUUCGCCAGGACUGAGCGCGUCGAUUCGUGUGGCCCGUUUUGCCCCUCGCUUCCCCAUCCCACACAUCAUCGACCGACUCCGUAUACCGUCCCGUGCACGUGCGACUCUGCCGUCCAGAAUACGAUUGUGGAUUGUAACCGUGCUAUGUAGAGACUGAUUAGCAGGGAACGUUAUACGAAGAGUGCAGUUGCAUCAGCAGAUAAGCCAGCCAGCCCGUACUGCCUUGCGAAUCGAUCGAC